Molecule: messenger RNA, 6935 nt
Organism: Malurus melanocephalus (red-backed fairy wren)
Lineage: Eukaryota; Metazoa; Chordata; Aves; Passeriformes; Maluridae
Gene: NUP210
Product: nucleoporin 210
Exons: 41
Coding region: 53-5731 (1892 amino acids)
Cellular component (GO): nuclear pore
Source: RefSeq, a predicted model, not a curated record
GCGCAGAUCCCGCCGCACUCCCGCGCCCCGCACGGUCCCGUUCGCGCGCGGAAUGGCAAUGGCUCCCCCCGCCCGCACCAUGGCUUCCCCCGCUCCCCGGGCGCUGCCUCUCCUCCUCCUCCUCCUCCUGCACCUCGCCGCCUCCUCCAAGCUCAACACGCCCAAGGUGCUGCUCCCCUUCACCCGCGGCACCCGCGUCAACUUCACGCUAGAGGCCAGCGAGGGUUGCUACCGAUGGUCAUCCACGCGGCCGGAGGUGGCGAGCAUCCAGCCGCUGGGGCGGGACGGCUGCCACUGCUCGCAGAGGGCUCUGGUCCAGGCGCGCUCCUCGCAGCCCAUGCGCCUCACCACCGUCAUCUCUGCCGAGGAUACACUGACAGGACAAGUGCUUCGCUGUGAUGCCAUCGUUGAUUUAAUUCAUGGCAUUCAAGUUGUGUCCACAACAAGGGAGCUCUAYCUGGAGGAUUCACCUCUGGAGCUCAAAAUCCAUGCUUUGGAUUCAGAAGGAAACACUUUCAGCACCUUGGCAGGGUUGGUGUUUGACUGGACAGUAGURAAGGACCCAGAGGCCGAUGGCUUCUCAGACUCCCACAAUGCACUACGUAUACUCAAGUUCUUAGAAUCCACUUACAUCCCACCUUCCUAUAUAUUGGAGAUGGAGAAAGUUGCCAAGCAAGGAGAUACCAUUCUGGUGUCUGGAAUGAAAACAGGGAGUUCUAAAUUAAAAGCAAGACUACAGGAAAGCAUCUAUAAGGAUGUACAGCCUGCAGAAGUCAGAUUGCUUAUUUUGGAAAACAUCCUUUUGAAUCCAGUAUAUGACAUUUAUCUUCUAGUAGGAACAUCAAUUCAUUACAGAGUUCAGAAAUUGAGGCAAGGGAAGAUCACAGAAAUAGCCAUGCCAUCAGAUCAGUAUGAGCUGCAGCUCCAGAACAACAUCCUUGAUCCCAAGGGAGAUUCUUCCCGGCCAGUUGCCAAGCUGGACCAGGAAACAUCCGUUGUGACUGCAUUGCAGCUGGGGCAAACCAACCUCGUCCUGAUGCACAAGAAUAUCCGCAUGCAGGGGGUGUCCAGGCUACCCAACAGCACUGUCUAUGUGGUACCUCCUGCAUAUUUGGGAUUUACAGUUCGUCCAGGUGACAGAUGGGUCCUGGAAACGGGCAGACUUUAUGAAAUUAUAAUUGAUGUGUAUGAUAAAUCAAGCAAUAAGGUGUAUUUAUCUGAUAACAUCAGAAUUGCURCAGAGCUGUCCAAAGAAUACUUUGAGGUGCUGCAGUCAUCUCUGAAUGGAUCCUAUCACUAUGUGAAGGCARUAAAGGCGGGCCAGACCACAAUUGAUGCUGCACUGACGUCAGUAGUUGAUCAGGAUGGAGGUGUUCAUACCUUGUCAGUUCCAGUGCGAAACCAGCAGGAUGUGGAAAUCUAUGUUCCUAUCGUUCUUUCACCUGGCAUUCUGAUGUUUCCUUGGCAGCCAAAAGCAGGAGUGUACCAGUACCCCAUCCAGGCUCAGGGUGGAAGUGGCAACUUCAGCUGGUCAUCUUCUAACCAGGCAGUAGCUACAGUGACAGUGAAAGGAGUGAUGUCAACUGGAAGUGAGACUGGGGUCAGUCUUAUUCAGGCAACUGAUGUUCGGAAUCCUUUGCAUUAUGGAGAAAUGAAGGUGUACGUGAGUGAACCCAGYGGGAUGGAGUUCACACUGUGCCAAGUGGAAACACACGUUGGGCAUAUCCUGGAGCUGCCCCUGAGGAUCAGUGGCCUCACGAGCGUGGAGAGGGGCGAGCUGGUCCAGCUGAGUGACUGCUCACACCUGGAACUCGCUGUGGAAGUGGAGAACCCGGGCGUGUUCAGCCCACUGGAAGGAAGACUUGAGCCAACAGCUGAUUUCUGUAGUGGUGUCAUAGUGAAGGCUGAAGCUCAGGGAUACACCAGACUGGUUGUUGUGUACACCCAUGGGCACGUGCGCCUCAGUGCCAGCAUCACCAUCGCUGCUUAUCUGCCACUGAAAACCAUUGAUGCACCRUAUGUCGCUUUAGUGACUCUGGGUUCCUCUAAGGAUAUGUURUUUGAAGGAGGACCUAAGCCAUGGGUCCAAGAACCUUCCAAGUUCUUCAGGAGCAUCGCUGCUGAGGAUGCAGAAAGCGUUGUCCUGUCCUUACUUGAACCUCCCACACCUCAAAAUGACAACCAGCACUGGGUUAGRGCGCUGUGCAGGAGCCUGGGAGAGCAGGUUAUUACCCUAACAGUUGGGAACAGCCCCACAGUCACCAACCCUUUCCCAGCAGUUGAACCUGCWGUGGUGAAGUUCAUCUGUGCUGUCCCUUCCCGACUGACUGUGAUUCCUGUUUAUGGCAGCCCUCAGCUUGAUCUCUCCUGCCCUUUGCUCCAACAGAACAAGCAAGUGGUUCCYGUUUCCAAUUACCGCAAUCCAGUACUGGAUUUGGCUGCCUAUGACCUGCAAGGCCGGAAAUUUGACAACUUCAGCUCUCUUAGUGUGAUGUGGGAAUCCACAGAUAAGGCCAUUGCUCGUAUUGAGCCACAUCUGCCAAUGGAGCUGACUCUGAAGGAGGAGGGGAAUGGUCGGAUGAAAAUGCAUGGCUUACAGACUGUUGUAGUUGAUCGUGAGUUUGGAACUGCUGCCAUCUCUGCCACUGCCACUGGAUACCAGCAGUCCCACCUGAAGGCAGCCAAAGCAACAGUACCGUAUGAAGCUGUGCUCCCAGGACCUGCCACCAUUGAACUGAUGCUCGUGGAAGAUGUGAAAGUGAGCCCUACUGCAGUGUCCAUUUACAACCACCCUGACGUGCAGGCAGAACUUCUCAUCCAACAAGGUUCUGGAUAUUUUUUCAUUAAUACCAGUGUGCCAAAUAUUGUAAGAGUGACACAUGAUGAGACUCGAAGUAUUGCUUUGGUGCAGCCCAUGCUUCCAGGAUCAGUGAGUGUAAUGAUUCAUGACUUGUGUCUGGCUUUGCCUACCCCAGCUGAAGCUGAAAUUUAUGUAUCUGAUAUCCAGGAACUGUAUGUGCGAGUUGUUGACAAGGUGGAGAUUGGAAAAACAGUUAAGGCUUAUGUCAGAGUUCUGGAUGACUCAAAAAAACUUUUUCUGGCAAAAUAYUUUCCUGUCAUGGACCUGAGUCUAAAAGCAGCAUCUCAGAUUGUCUCACUUGUCCCCCUCGGGGAGGCUCUGGAUGACCACACUGCUGCKUUCCUGGUGCGUGGGAUGGCCAUUGGGCAGACGAGUCUUACAGCAACUGUGGCUGACAGAAGAGGACAGAGAAUCAACUCUGCUCCACAGCAGAUUGAAGUGUUUCCCCCAUUUAGACUACUGCCAAGGAAAGCGACCCUAAUUAUUGGAGCCAUGAUUCAGAUCACUGCUGAAGGAGGCCCCCAACCACUGUCCAACAUCAUUUUCUCCAUUAACAAYGGGCACAUUGCAUCAGUGAACAGCUCUGGGCUGGUCAGAGCAGUGGCCAUUGGCAAAGGGGUGGUGACAGGAGUGCUGCAGGCUGUUGAUGCAGAGACAGAGAAACUUGUGGCCGUGUCUCAGGACAAGGUGGAAGUUGAAGUGGUACAGCUGACAGCGGUCAGAAUUCGUGCGCCCAUUACACGAAUGAAAACUGGUACUCAGAUGCCAGUUUAUGUCAUGGGCAUCACCAGCAGCCAGACUCCCUUCUCCUUUGGCAGUGCCAUGCCCGGGUUAACGUUCCACUGGUCUGUCACCAAGAGGGACACUCUGGAUGUGCGGACAAGGCACAGUGAGGCUGCUUUUCACCUUCCUGCAAACUACAACUUUGCAGUGGAUGUUUAUGGCAAAGUAAAGGGAAGAACAGGCCUCAAAGUUGUGGUGAAGGUCCUGGACCCUGCAGCUGGCCAGUUCUACAACAUGGCGAGAGAACUGUCAGAUGAAAUCCAAAUUCAGGUGUUUGAAAAACUUCAUCUAGUCACUCCAGAGGUAGCAGCAGAGCAAAUUUUAAUGUCACCAAAUUCCUUUAUUAAACUUCAGACUAACAGGGACCGAGUGGCUUCCUUGAGUUACCGUGUCCUGGAUGAACCAGAUAAAGUCCCUGUUGUGAAAAUCGAUGAGAGAGGUUUUCUUAUCUCUGGGUCUGUGAUUGGAUCAUCAAUGAUUGAAGUGAUUUCACAGGAGUUGUUUGGCAUCAAUCAGACCAUCAUAGCUGCUGUUCAGGUCUGCCCGAUCUCCUACCUCAGGAUCUCCAUGAGGCCUGUUGUGCUCACSCAGAACAAAGAGGGACUGCUGGCUCUGCCCCUGGGCGUGACACUGACCUUUACAGUCCAUUUCCAUGAUAACUCUGGAGAUACUUUCCAUUCACAUAAUGGUGUGCUCAAUUUUGCCACCAACAGAGAUGACUUUGUGCAGAUCGCCAGGGGAGCCACCAACAACACCUUUGUGGUCCGGACUGUGAACGUGGGGCUGACCUUGCUCAGAGUGUGGGAUUCAGAGCACAGUGGUGUUCCCGACUACAUCCCUCUGCCAGUCCAAGAUGCCAUCUUCCCUGAGCUCCUCGAUGUGGUGGUGGGGGACAUCCUCUGCCUGAGGACCUCGCUGGCAGCCCAGGAGGGCCUGCUGGGCGUGUGGAGCUCUUCCUCAGGUGCUCUUCUCGUGGACUCCAAGACUGGCGUGGCCCUGGCAAAGGAAUCUGGGGUGGUCACUGUGUACUACGAGAUCCCUGGGCUGCUGAAAACCUACAGAGAGAUCUUGAUUAAUGCACCUCAGAGGACCACAGCAAUGCAUGCCAGUGGCAUGCAAACAGGUUCACAGGGAGUGGCAGCCUCAAAAGUCAUAGUUUCAAUUGGGGAAACAAAUAAAAAUCUAAAAGGGGAGUGCUCGCCUGCUCAGACUGAAGCCAUUGCUGAGUUACAGCCCCAGUCCAUUAUCAGUUGCCAYCUCGAUUUCAGCAGUGAUGCCUUUGACUUCCCAGCACAAGAUAUUUUUAUAGCAGAACCUGGAUAUGAUGCAGUUUCAGGACACUACACAUGCUCCAUCAGGAUGCACAGCCUCACGGACAAGCAGCUGAAGCACCUGAGCAGGAGCAAGGCCACGCUGAGGGUCACAGCGUCUGUGCGGGGCAGCAGCCUGCCCGGGGAGCAGCUGGCUGCUGAGCUGCCCUUCAAUCGCUGGUUCUACGCUGACCAGCCUGAGAUGCUGCUCAGCAACCAGGACACAAGCUCCAUCCUGAAAAUAUUUGGUGCUGCUGAAAUUUUGGAUUCCCUGGAGGUGAAAUGUGAGUCCCCAGCAGUGAAGGUGCUGGAGAAGGAGAAAUCCUAUGGGCUGCCUAGUUAUGUGGUGUACACUGUGAGCCUGGCUGAUCCCAGAGUUCCCAGCCAGGGCUCCCUGUCCACCUCUCUGACKGUGUCCAGUCCCAUGACAGACCAGUCCACCACUAUCCCAGUGACAGUGAUCUACCUAGCUGACAGAACCACUGCACCAAUGAGAUAUGAAGCCAGUCUCUUCCAGCAGUUUGUUGAGUCCUACCAAGUGAUGAUCUUCACAUUUUUUGCACUCCUGGCAGGAACAGCUGUUAUGAUCAUAGCCUACCAUGCAUUCUUCUCACCAAAUGAACAGCACAAUCAGCCRGUAUUUCACACAAGGAUAACUCCUCAGCACACCCCUAACAGUUCCCUUGUGUCACCUACACAUUCCUUCAGUUCCCAAUCCUCGAGCAGGCAGCCAAGCCCCUCGACCACGCUCUGGAGCACGGGUUAUGCCUCUCGGUGAAGCAGCAGGGCCCAUCCUCAUGCUGGGAUAUAAAACAACACAGUGCCUUUCAAGUUCAGCAAGUUCAACAACUUAAGCAGCUGUAAUGUAAUUCAAGUUUUCUCUUGAAUAUGGCAGUUUCUUAAUUUAUUUUUUUUUAAUAUUUAGGGCUCUUUAUUUUUUUAUGUUAGUGCUUCRGUUCUCAAAACCUUGUUUAUCUGUUGUUUUUUGCUGCCUGCACAAAAAGCAAUGUUUAUGCUAAUCUGGCUUWCUUGCACUCUUCAAGCAAAUAGAAGUUAUAUCUAAGUUAGAGUGAUAACAAUUUUUURUUUACUUUUUGUAAAAAUUAGGUUUCUUUUCAAUGAACAUUUWAAAAAAGGGAAAUUAUAAAAACAGGUGAAAUAUGAGCCAAAAAUUUAAAGGAUUGUAUAUUUCAAAGAACUAGUUUUUAUUUUGCGUUCCAAAUACUCAGGAAUGUAUUGCACUGAUAAGUGUUCUUAUAUUUAGCCUUACACUGGGAUUCAUCAGCACAAUGUGCUGGUUUAGCACUAGGAAUGCUGGAAUAGCUGUGAAUAAUUCGGAGGGUUUUUUACAGCAACAAUUAAAAAAAAAUCAAACUUAGUGUGGCUUCCUUUGGGUACAACUGCAGUAUUCCUUGGUACUGUAAGCACUUUCUUGAACUGGGAAUGUGAAAGCAUGUGCCUUCUAAAUGAACCUUUCUUCUGGUAGGCAUCUUUUAUUUUGUGAAUAUAAUCACCAUCCCAAUCACUUUUAUCUGUAAGCAGGGUUUUGCAGCUAUCAGAAAAAGGCUUUGUUUACAUAUAAAAAGAAUCCCAAUUUUCACUGUGAAUAUUCUGGCUGUCUGAACUCUGCUAAGGACCAUAAGGAAUGUGAAAUAACAAAAUACUUAAUCCAGAAUACUUUGUACAGAAUUAUGCAGGCAAAUAUGUGAAUGGAAUGCAGACCCAGUGCAUGGCAUUGAGUUUUGGUUUCACACAGUAUUACAAAAAAAAGGACUGUUACAUGUAAWUGUAUGGAGUCUUGUUUAACUUACUGGCUAGUUUUGGACAAGUUGUGCCUUAAGUGCUAGUACCACUUAAAAUGGUCAGUUUGGAUGUAGAUAAUUAUUUGAAUCUGUAUUAAAGUUUUCUAAGAUUCCUUUAUUUUGCCAUUGAUGAAUAUUUUUGUGGUUUGGCUGUUCAGAAUCUACCACUGGGCUAUAUUA